UUUGGUUUUCAUCACCGGAAGAAAUCGCUGUCCCGAUUUCAUUUAUAGUGAUGUUCAUGCGUUUUUGCUAAAUGUGUACGGGGGGUGCUAAACUUAGAGUUAGAUGAGCUCCACUGCUCCAGGUUAUGGUAAUCGUUAUCUCAAAUGUUUAAAGUUGGGAUGAGAUAAGCUUAUAGUAGUCCUGACAGGUAGAGCCAACAAUCCGGGUGCGAGAAAAUGGCGAUUUCUUCAGAAUUCUCGCUCUCACAAACGCCUCUCAGUUCAAAUUCAAAAAAAAAAGCUAUCUUUUUUCAGAAAUAGAUGCCUUCGAAACAUCAACUAUGCAAGCGACUCUUUCGGUCAAAGCCACAUCCGCAGAAAACGACACCUUACCUUUCACGAGAUGUUUUUGGGAUAUGGCUGGAAUUCUUGGACUCUAGCUGACCUGAUAGCUUCGCGGGGCUAUAUAUAGAGCCUCACAUGCGAUUGCGCUUUACACUGUUCAAGCUUCGCCUGUGAUUCUUUAUCCUUUUUGGAUUGAAUUCGAUCUUGGGGUGUGGGUUUGUUUUGGACUCUGUUAGUUCAUUGAAUUUAAAGGUUUUCUGUUCUGGGUUUUUCAUACACUGGCUGCUUUCAUUCUAUUUUAGUUGAACUUUGAAGUCACAAAGUGUGUCUGUUCCUCGCUGGGUUCACUGAAUUUAAAAAUUCUGUGUUCUGGUUUUUGUUUGAAAGUGAAUGUCGUGAUUUCUUUUUGUUGAUUUUGAACUCAUAAUGCCCUGGUUUUUACUGUUUUCAUCUUUGUUUCCAAUAGGAUUCAUCCAAGUUUGAUGUUUUUGCUUUCUGACUUUUGGUAAAAUGUAUGUUGGAUUCUCUUUAAUUGAAUUUGAACUCAGAUUGUCUAUUUGAUCUUCGCUCUUGGGGCAAUUUUAAUCUGAAGAUUUUUUAUUUUUUAUUUUAUAAGGAUGAAGGGGUUUGUGUUCUUUCAAAUGUUGGUCGUGCUUUUAGUCUUUGUGUUAUGUGGUUGUGCCAUGGGUAAGGAGUGUACAAACAUUCCUACUGAGCUCUCAUCACAUUCUCUUCGAUACGAGCUCCUAUCAUCGAAAAAUGAAACGUGGAAGGAAGAGAUGUUUUCACACUAUCAUUUAAUACCAACUGAUGAAUCUGCUUGGGCGAAUUUGCUACCAAGAAAGGUAUUGAAGGAAGAAGAUGAGUACAGUUGGCAAAUGAUGUAUCGGCAAAUGAAAAAUAAGGGCGGGCUUAAACUAUCCGGAGAUUUUCUUAAGGAGGUGUCUUUGCAUGAUGUGAGAUUGGAUUUGAGUUCACUGCAUGGGCGAGCGCAGCAAACAAAUUUGGAGUAUCUAUUGUUGUUGGAUGUCGAUAGGUUGGUUUGGAGCUUUAGGAAGACGGCUGGUUUGCCAACACCUGGCAAAGCAUAUGGGGGCUGGGAGGCCCCGAAUAUUGAGCUUCGGGGUCAUUUUGUUGGGCAUUACUUGAGUGCUUCAGCACUAAUGUGGGCUAGCACUCACAAUGAUACUCUCAAACAGAAAAUGUCAGCUCUAGUAUCUGCUUUAUAUGACUGUCAGAAGAAAAUAGGCACGGGAUACCUUUCUGCCUUUCCACCCGAGCUAUUUGAUCGUUUUGAAGCUAUAAAACCUGUUUGGGCUCCGUAUUAUACCAUUCACAAGAUCUUGGCAGGCCUACUGGAUCAAUAUACAUUUGCUGGUAAUGCUCAAGCUUUAAAAAUGAUGACAUGGAUGGUUGAGUAUUUUUACAACCGUGUUCAGAAUGUGAUAUCAAAGCACAGUGUAGAAAGGCACUAUCUAUCACUUAAUGAAGAAACUGGUGGCAUGAAUGAUGUCCUUUACAAGUUAUACAGCAUAUCGCAAGUUCCGAAGCAUUUAUUGUUGGCUCACCUGUUUGACAAACCAUGCUUUCUAGGAUUACUUGCGGUACAGGCUGAUGACAUAUCUGGUUUUCACGCCAAUACACAUAUCCCAAUUGUUAUAGGAUCUCAAAUGCGGUAUGAAGUCACUGGUGAUCCACUUUAUAAGGCAAUGGGGAUGUUCUUCAUGGAAAUUGUUAAUUCUUCUCAUAGCUAUGCAACAGGAGGCACAUCAGUCAGUGAGUUCUGGUCAGACCCCAAGCGAUUGGCAAGCACUCUACAGACAGAGAAUGAAGAAUCUUGUACAACUUAUAACAUGCUGAAGGUCUCUCGCCGCCUGUUUACAUGGACCAAGGAAAUGGCAUAUGCGGAUUACUAUGAGCGCGCCUUGACAAAUGGUGUGCUAAGCAUUCAAAGAGGAACGGAUCCUGGAGUGAUGAUUUACAUGCUCCCACAAGGUCGUGGAGUUUCCAAGGCCACAAGCUUCCAUGGAUGGGGAACAACAGAUCAGUCAUUUUGGUGUUGCUAUGGCACAGGAAUUGAAUCAUUCUCAAAGUUAGGAGAUUCCAUUUAUUUUGAAGAGGAAGGAGAAGUUCCUGGUCUUUACAUCAUCCAGUAUAUAUCAAGCUCGCUUGAUUGGAAAUCCGGACAAAGUUUGCUCAAUCAGAAAGUUGAUCCUAUUGGUUCAUGGGAUCCUUUCCUUCAAGUGACAUUGACAUUUUCUUCUAAGGAGGGAGCAAGCCGAUUAUCUAACUUGAACUUGCGGAUACCAAGUUGGACGUCUGCAGACGGUGCGAAGGCAUUACUAAAUGGCCAGAGUUUGCCAAUACCGGCUCCAGGUAACUUCCUGUCAGUCCCUAGAAGCUGGAGAUCUGGUGACAAAUUAACUCUUCAGCUGCCCAUUGGUUUGAGAACAGAAGCCAUUCAAGAUGACCGGCCAGAGUAUGCUUCUAUUCAUGCAAUACUUCAUGGCCCAUAUCUGCUAGCGGGUCAUACCAGUGGUGACUGGGACAUCAAAAGUGGGUCAGCCAACUCUCUUUCAGACUGGAUAAGUCCAAUACCUGCUGCUUAUAAUACUUAUCUGGUUUCCUUGUCCCAAGAGUCUGGAGAUUCAACUUUUGCCUUAACUAACUCAAACCAAUCGAUCACAAUGGAAAAGUUUCCAGAAUCUGGCACCAAUUCUUCUGUUCAUGCCACUUUCAGACUCAUCUUAAAUGACUCAUCUUCCGAAAAAUUUUCAACAAUAAAAGAUGCCAUUGGCAAAUCAGUCAUGCUAGAACCAUUCGAUAUUCCUGGAAUGGUUGUAGUACACCAAGGAAAGGAUGAAAACCUUGGAGUUGCAGACUCUCCUGGUGGUGUUGGCUCUUCCUCUUUCCGGUUGGUUGCAGGAUUGGACGGAAAGGCUGAAACAGUAUCGUUGGAGUCGGAAAGCGACAAGGAUUGCUUUGUGUAUAGUGGUGUGAACUAUAAUUCAGGCAAAAGCAUAAAGCUGAGCUGCAAAUCAGACGCAUCAGAUGAUGAUUUUAGUCAGGCUGCUAGCUUUGUGUUGAACAAGGGGAUUAGUGAGUAUCAUCCUAUCAGCUUUGUAGCCAAAGGGGUGAAGAGGAAUUUCCUUCUUGCACCAUUACUGAGCUUCAAGGAUGAAUCUUAUACCGUUUAUUUCAAAAUUAAUGAUUAAUAAUUUAUGUACGGGACUGGGGAGUCCACAUGUAAAUUUAUCACCAAUAAAUUUCGUCUUCUUGUUGCCUCGA
Alnus glutinosa is the source of this 3612-nucleotide messenger RNA. RefSeq lists its product as uncharacterized. Bases 942 to 3539 code for a protein of 865 amino acids. The record is from RefSeq and is a predicted model, not a curated record. The transcript has 12 exons. Lineage: Eukaryota; Viridiplantae; Streptophyta; Magnoliopsida; Fagales; Betulaceae. Gene Ontology annotation, biological process: carbohydrate metabolic process.